Zophobas morio is the source of this 1009-nucleotide messenger RNA. RefSeq lists its product as uncharacterized. Lineage: Eukaryota; Metazoa; Arthropoda; Insecta; Coleoptera; Tenebrionidae. The record is from RefSeq and is a predicted model, not a curated record. Bases 87 to 617 code for a protein of 176 amino acids. The transcript has 3 exons.
UUGGCUUUUUUCAAACACCCACAUGGACCGCAGCGCCCUCUGACUUAAUCAAUACGAGUGCCAGCGAGCACAUGUAGGUGACGACGAUGGCGGAGGGCACGUACGAAUAUGAGUGCAUGAGAGCCGAAUUGUUGGGCAUAGAAAAGCCCGACUAUGAAGACUUCCUCAAGAAGAAACAAGAACGAGAGGCUGCCGCCGAAGAAGAACGGGACACCGAAAAUUUGAAGGAAGCCGACCUGGAAGACGAAUCAAUGAAACACAUAUCCGGAGGUUUGGAUGAACUGAACAGCAUCCUGCAAGUAACCCAGCGAAAAAUCCACAGGUUCAAAGCAUCCUGCAGCUCGCUCACCAGCCUGCUCAAGUUCAAAAUCGGCACUUCGUCCUCAUCCGAGCCGUUAGAGAGCGCCGCCCCCGAGAAUCCCGAGCCGAUCGACAGCCAGUCGCCCCCGGUGAGCGUCAACGGCACCUGCAGCACCGAAGGGGGCACCCGAAAAAGCGACUUAGCCAAGGCUCUAGACACCCACUUGGACCGGUACGACGCCAUGAUCGAGAAGGCCGAGAACGCUCAAUACAGCAUGGCUCACCAAAACAAAGAGAUGAAGAGGUUCUUGAACUGAGAGCGCUUCUUGAUGUGAUUUUUUCUACUAUCUUGUUGUUAAGUGUAGUUGUUUUUGUUGAGUUUUAGCUUAACGAUGAUGGUGUGAUGGGGGAAAAAGCCUGAGAUGCGGUUGAGUACCCACGGUUUAACCUGUGCUUCCAGCUUAAUAUCGAUAUUUUUUAUCAUAUUGUUGAAGAGGUUAUAUUAUUGUAACAUAUUGAUGUCGUCCGUUUUAUGUAGUUCGUUAGUGUACUUUAUGUGUGAGAGGCUCAGUUGCUGACUGGGGUUUGUGCACGAAAAUGUACCUUAUGACGAUGGGCGGGGCCUUGAUUUGCAAUCGAAGCGUUGCCUACUUAUUCAGGGUAGAGAGUUAGGCGAAAUUUGGAAAAAUAAAUAUUCCGUUUUUGAGCA